Aspergillus tanneri is the source of this 567-nucleotide messenger RNA. RefSeq lists its product as uncharacterized. The transcript has 3 exons. Bases 1 to 567 code for a protein of 188 amino acids. NCBI's taxonomy places the organism in Eukaryota, Fungi, Ascomycota, Eurotiomycetes, Eurotiales, Aspergillaceae. The record is from RefSeq and is a predicted model, not a curated record.
AUGCACAUUAAGUUACUACUUGGCCUGGCAAUUGCCAGCGUCACUGCAGCAAAAGACUCCGUCUCGUCCAUGUUUGUCUAUGGUGCUCGCCAGCAGUCCCUCGAAGCAUCGAUUAUCGGCAACGAUGCCACUGUGACGAGCUAUAACAUCAAUUGCCGUCCAGGCACAGAUACCUCCGACUGCGACAUGGGUGCGGGUCUCACCCUCCUGGCUGGUCCAGCAAUGACAACUUAUUUUAUGGAUAAUCCGUCCAAAGAUACUGAACUUACUGUCAUCUGCUCUGUGGCGGAGAAAGAAUCUUCAGCUGUUUGCUGGCAGACUGCGAGGGGAACGGGGACUCAAUCUCCUGGCAUCCACACCACCACUGUGCGCACCAGCUUUUCCCAGGUGCCGGUAACUAUCACCGCUGGUGAGGUAACAAGUACUACUUCAACCACUACAUCGACGUCUAGUGCGAGUACGACGGAGUCUGACUUGACUUCCUCCAGUAGUGGCGGCGUGGCGCGGAUCACGGGCGAUGCUGGAAUGGUAGUUGGAGCUAUUGUGGGGUUCGCUGCUUUACUGUAG